This is a messenger RNA of Scomber japonicus (chub mackerel), 3488 nucleotides long. RefSeq names its product aminoadipate-semialdehyde dehydrogenase (gene aasdh). Gene Ontology annotation, biological process: amino acid activation for nonribosomal peptide biosynthetic process. The record is from RefSeq and is a predicted model, not a curated record. Gene Ontology annotation, molecular function: protein binding. The coding region runs from base 118 to 3441 and encodes 1107 amino acids. Lineage: Eukaryota; Metazoa; Chordata; Actinopteri; Scombriformes; Scombridae. The transcript is spliced from 14 exons.
UAUCACAUGGACUAUCUACAAAAUAUAAACAAAGCAUGCUUUCCCUGAAUUAAAUAAUGUGCAUUAAAAUAGGCAUGGGUGGAGGAUUAACAGGUGGUCAGUGAACUCAUCAUCACCAUGGCAGCAGGGACACUGCAGGCUCUUGCAGCAGCCGCCGCCUCUCUGUAUCCUCACCGGACAGCUGUGACAUAUGAUGACGGGUCAGCUGUGGGGAGCCCGGUGUCUCUGCGGUACCGAGAUUUGUCUGAACUUACCGAUGAACUGUCUCUUAUUCUGCGGGAGAAGUGCUCUCCGCACAGUGGCGUGAUCGGGCUGUACUGCUCCGAUGACUUGUUCACACCUGUCUGGAUUCUGGGCAUCCUGCAGUCACCUGCUGCUUAUGUCCCUCUGGACCCAGAUGCUCCUGGGCUUCUCUCUGCCAGAGUCAUAAACCAGUGUUGCCUCAAGUUCUGUGCUGUGAAGACUGACCUCCUACAGCGAUUCCAGGCGGCUCUCGCCCAACACAUGACUGCAGAGGUUUGCGUGGUCUUGCCCAAGUUCAAACUAUCCUUGGUGCAAGUCAAGCCGCUGCUGGUGUCUGAGCACACACAAGGAACAGAGCAAACCUCUGCUGAUCUCUGUGCUCCAGCUGCAGUGUUAAAGGACGCUGGACAAGGAGACUUGGCGUAUGUACUACACACAUCUGGAACAACAGGCCUUCCAAAGAUUGUGAGGGUGCCACACAAGUGUAUACUGCCCAAUAUACAUCAUCUGAGAUCUUUGUUUCAGGUGAGUCCAGAUGAUGUGGUGUUCCUGGCCUCACCUUUAACCUUUGACCCCUCUGUGGUGGAAAUUUUUCUGGCCUUAUCAUCUGGGGCGCAGCUCCUCAUUAUCCCUCCUGUGAUCAAGAAAAUACCCAAUCGACUGGCUCAACUGCUGUUCAGGCAUAACAAGACGACUGUCCUACAGGUCACACCUACUCUGCUCGGCCGCUUCGGACAGCGUAUACUAAAACAAGAUGUGUUGUCGCCUGGCUCCUCACUGCGUGUGUUGGCAUUAGGUGGAGAGAGCUGCCCCUCACCUUCUCUGCUGAGCAGUUGGAGACACGAGGACAACAAAACCCACAUCUACAACAUCUACGGUAUCACUGAGGUGUCCUGCUGGGCCUGCUGUUACAAAGUCCCACAGUCUCUGCUGCAGUUUGGCAACACCACGGUUUCCUCUGUGCCUCUCGGGACUCCUCUGAUGGACACAGUGGUGGAAGUAAGAGAUGAACAUGGCUGCGUUGUGACUGAGGGUGAAGGACAGGCAUUCAUAGGUGGAGAGGACAGGGUGUGCCUCCUGGACGAUGAGGACACUGUUGUCCCCGGGACGAUGAGAGCUACUGGAGACUGGGUGAGCGUUAGAGACUCACAGCUGUAUUAUCUGGGACGAAGAGACAGGACAAUUAAACGCCACGGAAAACGGAUGAACUUGGACAGCGUGCAGCACCUCAUAAUGAGUCUUCCUCAGGUGGAGGCGUGUGCUGUGAGUCUGUAUGAAGGCUCGCGGCUUCUCGCCUUUGUUGUGACGUCCACAUCUGGAGAGCAGAGCGCUGUUUCUCCUCUCCCGUCUGCACAGCAGCACGCAGAACAAACACCCCCGGCCUCUGCUGAGCGCCAGGAGGACGUUGAACACCACCAGGUGGAGACGGUCGUUACAGAUGGAGAUCUGAGUGGACUCAUUCUGAAGCAGCUGUCUCUGCUGCUGCCUUCAUACAGCCUUCCAGACACGCUGGUGCUCGUCCCAGCUUUACCCCUGACUCCUCAUGGAAAAGUAGACAUGCAGGCACUUAAGAAAGUCUACCAAAGACAGAGAGAGAGUUUAGAGUCGGAUUCUUCACGGGGAGAUAUCACAAAACUCAAACUAACCCUUCAGUCUCUGUGGCAGGAUACUCUGGGUCUUGCUGAAAAUGCAGCUAUUGACGAGGAAUCCAACUUCCUGUUCAGUGGAGGAGAUUCUCUGAAGGCGCUGCGCCUCUGUGAAGACAUCCUCGCUGCUACGGGAGCCACCUCACCUCAACUUUUGGAGGUCUUACUCGACGGGACUUUCUCCGACGUACUGCGACACGUUUCCAGAGUAACGCUGAUGCUGCCAGUUGAGAAGAGCUCGUCAUCAGCGUCUGAAGCUGUGAAGCGGCAGGAUGAUGCUCCCUCUGUGGUGCCAGGGAAGAGGAAACAUACAGACUCCACAGCAGCAGAGAAGCCUCAAGAGGGUGCAGAUUACUUUGAGAAUCAGGUUGUUAAAGUUAUAAGAAGAGCCGGCGAUGUGAGAGACAUCAGAAAUGCAGAGGCAAAUAAAAGCUUGCAGGCGGAUGCACUCAGAGAAAAGGAUGUAAAUAAGAAAGUCAGUGGUGUUAAAUCUAGAGCUCUGGGACUCAGUCUGAUCUGGUCAUCAGACACAGGCCGAUGUGUGGACGCCUCCCCGGUGCUUUUAGUUCAAGAAGGAGCAGACGAGACUAAAACAGCAACGUUCAUCGGUUCACACUCUCACAGGAUGCAGGCUUUAGACGUGGACACUGGCAGCCUUCUGUGGGAGCGAGUUCUCGGGGGCAGAAUCGAGGCCUCGGCUGCCAUGUCUCAGUGCGGGCGCCUUGUGGUUAUAGGUUGCUAUGAUGGCUGCGUGUACUUCUUGUGCACUGCUUCUGGAGAGACACGGUGGACGUUUGAGACAGGAGACGCUGUGAAGAGCUGUCCCGCUGUAGAUCCCGUCACAGGUCUGGUGAUGGUGGGAUCACAUGACGGGCAUGUUUACGCCCUAAACCCAAAGGUCCGGCAGUGUGUUUGGAAGCAUCACUGUGGUGGUGGAGCUGUGUUUUCCUCUCCGUACCUCAACGCCUCCCACAGACAGCUGUAUGCAGCAUCACUGGGAGGUCACCUGCUCUGCCUCAACGCUGAUAGCGGACAGGUCCUCUGGUCUCACUGUAGAGACGUCCCGUUCUUCUCAUCACCAAACGGCUCCUGUGGUGAUGUGGUGAUUGGUUUGGUGGAUGGAAACAUCUGCUGCUUCAGCAGUACGGGGAAACUGCUCUGGCAGUUUCUGACAAAGGGACCCGUCUUCUCCUCUCCGUGUGUCACACCAGACCAGCAGAGAGUCCUGUGUGGAUCACAUGACGGUCGCCUGUACUGUUUGAACUGUGCCAACGGCUCUUUGGUUUGGACUUUCCAGACUUCAGGGAAGGUGUAUGCCAGUCCGUGUGUGUUUGAUGGCUCUGCCGUGGGCAGGAGGGGGAUUCUUGUGGGCCUUGCCUCCACAGAUGGCACCAUCUGGAUCCUGAAUGUUGAAGAUGGACAAAUGUUGACCUCAUUUACUCUACCAGGAGAGCUGUUUUCAUCCCCGGUGGUGUGGAAACAGUCUCUCAUAAUCGGGUGCCGCAAUGAUUAUGUAUAUUGUUUAAAGCUGACUGCCAAAGAGGAAACGUAGGAGGAAGAAAUGUAUUUUUAUACUAAUUUUCUAAUAAACACUGCUGU